AUGGAGCUGUUGUGGAGCUCAAACAGUAUCAGCGUUAUUUGUCUCCAUUCAGCACCCACUCUGAAAAUGGACCAGGCUUUGUUAAUAUUUCAUAACCAGCUGCCCCAUGAAGUGGAGGUCUUGUACACUUCAGAUUAUUGCUACAAGUGUGUGUACCAGCAUUUGGUCCAUGUGAAAGCCAGCUACAACAAUGCGUCUACCGUCAUCAGCACCAAAUUCACUUUGACCAUACAAGUGGAAUCCAGCAAGAGGAAUGUAAUUCUUUGCAGAUGGAGUGAGACAUAUGAGGAGGGUGGUCACUAUUCUGUACGGAUCCUAAGAUCAGAUAAUGCCAACAACGCCACCUGUAUCCAUUCUGUGCAUAGAAGACCAAACAAUUCCUACCUGCGUGCUAAAGGAUUGUACUUCCCUCAAAAUGAGUACAAAGAAACCAUUUACGUCGGCCAGAACGAAGGAAGUUGGAUCCUCCAGGUCUUCGCCAUGCUGGACAACGAAUCCGAGAAGCCACACUUCUACCUGUGUUGGUCGAGCUCGCUCAAGCGGCCCGCCUACAACUCCUGGUUUAACUUGGACGUCAUCACGGGAGUGCUGUCCUUGAACAAAACCCUGGAUGAGAAUGACUUUGCCUCGCUGUAUAAACCUUCGUGGUCUGUGAAGAAGUUGUCCCUUUAUGUAAUGGCGCUAACCAAGCCCACCAGGAAGUCCUUGUGCUUCCCUAGAACUAGCCCUCGGAUCAUCUUGGACUUUGUUAACGCAACGAUGCCAGAGUGUGAACAGACGGAUAUGAAAGAGCUGUGCUUCCCUCACCGUGACGUGUCCAAACCGCACAUCAUGGAGAAUAGGUUCUCCGGGGCGGUAAUGCAGCUCCGACGACUCACGAGGCUCAACGUGUGCCCAAAUUACAUCAUCUCUUACAGUGUGGAAUCAGAGACGCCAGCACCCUUUGCAGUGAAUCAGAGCACUUCCGAAAUGAUUGUGACCGCUCCUUUGGACCGAGAGGAGCGUGAACGUUACAGACUCCUGCUGGUUUGCACAGUUCGGACAGAGAGUGCCAUCACUACGCUGGACACUCCCCUGGAUGUUUUUGUCAAUGACGAGGACGAUAACGCGCCGUAUGUUAAUGGAACGGACACAGCAAAUAUUGAAAUCAGCUUCAAUCGGACUAAAGGCGGUACUUAUGGUACAUUGUCAGUUUUUGACAGGGACUUGACUUCCAUAUAUUCCACAGACCAGAGUCACAAUAGGUAUGUUGAGACCUUGCUCAAUACUGACCCAUGGAUAAGGGAGACGUUUGAUGUAAAGCGCAGCUUCAGUGAGAAGAAAACUGCUCAUAACAGCGUCAGAGAAACCAUUCAUAACUAUCAGCUGAUCCUUAAGAAAAACCUGCUGGUGACAGAGAAUCGAAGCGUCCAGCUGAACUACCUGGUCAAUGACACAACCUACCCAGGUCCAGAGGAAAGUGUGUUACUUCACUUUAAUGUCACCAUCUUACCAGUCCAAAUCCGUUUUGAGAACAUCACGCAUAUCUUCACACUCACUCGGAGAGCUUCGAUCUAUGCUCAGGUUGGUAAGGUUUGCGUGGAAAACUGCCAAGAGUUUGAUGGCUUCAGUGUCACAUACCAGCUCAAGGUUCCCAAUAAGAACAUCUCUGCAGAUGAGCUGUCCUGUUAUGCAGCCAUAAGCAUCACCCAGGCGCCAGAUGAUAUGCAGGGACUCCUCUACGUCAACGACUCGGAGCCUUUGCAAAGACCCGAAUGUCAGGAUCUGCAGUACAUCGUCGUAGCUCAAGAGGGGCACACGCAGUCGGAGGCUAGCACUCAGAUCCUAAUCAUUCUGGAUACUGGAGUAAACCAGGACAAUCAGGAGAGUCAGCAGUUCCUGCCAUGUGCAGAAAAUAGACGUAGAGGAGAAUGUGAAACCACUAGAGGCCUGGGAGCGACCACGGGAAGAUGCCAGUGGAGGCAAGGCACUGAAAAAGGAAUUGUAGAAAAUUACUCGACCUGCUCGCCAGACCUUCGCACUUGUCCUGAUAGCUUUUGUGAUGCUGUUGAAAGCAAAGAUCCAUCAAUUUGCCCACAAGACUGUACAAGAGAAAUUGUGACUGGCGGUCAUGAACUGGGAUUGAGGAACGGCAUCCAGGCUGGCUACGGAACCUGCUACUGCUUGACUAAAAGAUGCUUCUGUGAAAAGGAAGAUAUUGAGGUGGCGCUAUGCGACGACAUGUGUAAGACUGUCAUCGCCACGGUUCUGCUCCUUUCCUUCAUCGUCUCCAUCCUCCUUUCGUCCUACUUCAUCCACCGCUACCACAAGAACUCCCCCAAGCCGCCGAUAGCAUCCGCCGAGAUGACUUUCCGCCGACCGGCUCAGGCCUAUCCGAUCAGCUUCCCCGCCAACAACCUACGCAGAGGCUCGCAGGAAUCCCUUGAAACCGACACCUUUAAAAUACCCGAGGAUCCCAAAUGGGAAUUCCCACGCAAGAACCUCGUGCUUGGCAAGACUUUGGGAGAGGGAGAGUUUGGGAAAGUUGUCAAAGCAACGGCGUUCAGGUUGAAAGGAAAAGCAGGUUAUACUACUGUGGCUGUGAAAAUGCUUAAAGAAAACGCCUCCCACAGUGAGCUACGGGACCUGUUGUCAGAAUUCACUCUCCUCAAGCAAGUGAACCAUCCUCACGUCAUCAAGAUGUAUGGGGCGUGCAGCCAAGAUGGUCCAUUGUACCUGAUCGUGGAGUAUGCCAAGUUCGGGUCACUUCGCAACUUCCUUCGCGAGAGCCGGAAAGUUGGCCCGAGCUUCAUGGGAAUGGACGCCAACCGAAACUCCAGCUACUUGGAGAAUCCGGACGACAGAGCGCUCACUAUGGGUGACCUGAUCUCCUUUGCUUGGCAGAUAUCCAGAGGCAUGCAGUAUUUAGCUGAAAUGAAGCUCGUUCAUAGGGACCUUGCAGCAAGAAAUGUACUUGUCGCAGAGGGGAGAAAGAUGAAAAUCUCCGACUUUGGACUCUCCAGAGACGUGUAUGAAGAGGACUCUUACGUUAAGAGGAGCAAAGGUCGAAUACCUGUUAAAUGGAUGGCGAUAGAGUCCCUGUUCGAUCAUAUUUACACGACACAAAGUGACGUCUGGUCCUUUGGUGUGCUCUUAUGGGAAAUUGUGACAUUAGGAGGUAAUCCAUACCCGGGUAUUGCACCGGAACGCCUCUUUAACCUCUUGAAAACUGGCUACAGGAUGGAGCGACCUGAGAACUGCUCUGAGGAAAUGUAUAACCUCAUGGGCCGAUGCUGGAAACAAGAAUCGGACAAGAGGCCGACGUUCUCUGAUAUCAGCAAAGAGCUGGAAAAGAUGAUGGUUAAAAGUCGGGAUUACCUGGACCUGGCCGCGUCGACGCCUGCUGACGCCCUGCUGUACGAUGACGCGCUCUCUGAAGAGGACACACCACUUGUGGACUGUAAUAACGCCCCUAUCCCUCGAACCCUUCCCUCCACAUGGAUUGAAAACAAGCUCUAUGGCAUGUCAUACCCCAACUGGCCCGAGAAGAGCCCGGUACCGCUCAACAGACACGAUGCCACUAAUCCAGUCUUUACAAGAUAUGCCAAUGAUAGUGUUUAUGCAAACUGGAUGGCUUUGCCUACCGCCGCGAAAACCGUGGACAAGCUCGAUAGCUAG
Messenger RNA from Nerophis lumbriciformis (worm pipefish), 3657 nucleotides. Lineage: Eukaryota; Metazoa; Chordata; Actinopteri; Syngnathiformes; Syngnathidae. The record is from RefSeq and is a predicted model, not a curated record.